Nicrophorus vespilloides is the source of this 1374-nucleotide messenger RNA. RefSeq lists its product as uncharacterized. The transcript has 4 exons. Gene Ontology annotation, molecular function: protein binding. The coding region runs from base 101 to 1312 and encodes 403 amino acids. The record is from RefSeq and is a predicted model, not a curated record. NCBI's taxonomy places the organism in Eukaryota, Metazoa, Arthropoda, Insecta, Coleoptera, Silphidae. Gene Ontology annotation, cellular component: plasma membrane.
AGGCAACUGCCUUUAAGUCAUAUACACAACAGUUGGUGCAACAAACAUGAGUAAAUAUGGCGUAUAGUGCAAGUAAAUAAAACGCGAAUAAACCGAAACAAUGUGGACUACGCACGGAUUUAUUUUAGUUUUAUUUAGUUUUAGUAUUAUUAACUGUGAUAUAGAAUUAAGAAUAUUUAGAAAUAUAGACGAUAACUACUCCUUGGUUAACUUGGGAGUGAAUGAACGAGUGGGCAAUAAUCUUACGCUCAAUUGUCAAUUAUCUUCGUCCAGCACUCAAUCGCCAGCCUACGAUGAUCAGCUCACAUGGGGGAAAUCUACUUCAGAGUUGAGUUUUAGAAAUGUGACCGAUUUGGAGACGUUGGCGAAAAACGAAUCGACGAGUCUGUACACGAUGGUCAGCCAAAGCGAUUUGAAUCAGGCCCAAAAGUCUUUUCUCCCGCUGAAAGCGGAGGAUCAAGGUACCUACUUUUGCGGUAGCCUGAAGUACAAGAUCUUCGAGAUCAUCUACAUUCAGGUAAGGGACGUGGGGCGACUGCAGACCCCCAACGAUCAGCAGCUGAUGCGCCCCUCGGGUUUACCCGGUUUUUGCAACGAGAAGAUGUUCAAAUGCAAGACGUACGAGGGAUGCAUAAUGCCGCACUACGUCUGCGACAGGAAGCCGGAUUGCAAGGACGGUUCCGACGAGAGCUACGAGACAUGUAAAGGUGAUCCUUGCAAGGAUAAGCUGCAGUGCGACGACGGAAGAUGCAUUCCCAUGUACUGGUGCUGUGAUAGGCAUCACGACCUCGAGUGCAACGUUACUUAUCCACCGACCUGCUGCCAACUCUUAUCUGAACCGUACGAAGAAUUAGAGUACGGUUACGUCCCUGUGAACUUGACCCAGGCAACCGGUAACGGCACGAGAUAUAUCUUCAUAUCUCUCUGCAUCCUGGCCACGAUCUUCUCCAUAGUUCUGAUGCUCCUCAUCCUCUCCAAAGUCUUCUUAAUCGCUAAGAAAAAUACGCCUUGUCGUAAUUCGGAGAUGUUCCAAUUCGAGGAGCGCGAUUACCACUACAGGCGGAGCAGUUGCGGCUACGUCAGAGCGGAUCGUGAAGUGCCCAACGAGGUGACCAGUGGCACCGUGGAUGCCCUGCUCAUCCUCAGCGACGACAUCAUUCGCUUCGGCGGGGAUUCCAACAUCGCAAACGAUGAGAGCAUCUCGGAAAGACCACCUUCAUACUCCGACGUGAUGGGCGGUGUGGAACCUCCUCCUCCCUACACCAGCCUGGACUGUUUGGAACUGAUGGAACAUCCGGAUCAAAUUAUUUAAACACAACGCUUUUUUUUUUCUUUUGUAUCCGCGAGUGAACUUCCCUAUAGCAGAGCGAAAAG